CUUGGGCUACUGGAAGUAGAGAGAUCCAGAGAAAAGGCAGCCCCACAGCUAUAACAGAGGGCAUAGGUUAAAUCUUUUGGCAUAUUUAUCAUAAGAAUGGUCGCUGCACACCCUCUCCCUGAAGGCUUCACUGAAAUAGAAGUGUUUGCCAUUGGCACUGCCCUGCUGGUAGAAGCCCUGCUUGGUUUCUGUCUGAAUGGCUUGACAAUCAUUUCUUUCCGAAAAAUCAAAGAGCUGCGAACGCCCAGCAAUCUGCUGGUUCUCAGCAUCGCCCUGGCCGACUGCGGCAUUUGCAUCAACGCCUUCAUCGCUGCCUUCUCCAGCUUCCUCAGAUACUGGCCCUAUGGCUCUGAUGGCUGUCAAAUCCAUGGCUUCCAUGGCUUCCUGACAGCCCUGGCCAGCAUUGGCUCCAGCGCAGCCGUCGCCUGGGACCGAUACCAUCACUACUGCACAAGGAGCAGGCUGCAGUGGAGCACAGCUGCCUCCAUGAUGGUGUUUGCAUGGCUCUUUGCUGCCUUCUGGUCCGUGAUGCCCUUGCUGGGCUGGGGAGAAUACGACUAUGAACCCCUCCGAACCUGCUGCACCCUGGACUACAGCAAAGGGGACAGAAACUAUGUCACAUUCCUUUUUGCUCUGUCCACUUUCAAUUUCUUGAUCCCAGGCUUCAUCAUGCUGACAGCCUAUCAGUCCAUACACCAAAAGUUCAGGAAAACUGGGCACUUUAAGUUUAAUACUGGUUUGCCACUGAAGACACUGGUCAUUUGCUGGGGUCCCUAUUGCCUCCUGUGCUCCUAUGCAGCAGUGGAAAAUGUCAUGUUCAUUCCACCAAAAUACCGCAUGAUUCCUGCCCUAAUUGCCAAGACCGUGCCAACGGUGGAUGCCUUUGUAUAUGCCCUGGGAAAUGAGAACUACAGAGGAGGAAUAUGGCAGUUCCUCACAGGACAGAAGAUUGAGAAAGCAGAGGUUGAUAACAAAACUAAAUAACCCAUUAUGGUAUUAAACAAAAUUACUGCAGGUACAUCACUGAAAGCAAAAUUCAAGAGAAAACUGAGUGCAUUCUCUGGUAUGUUGUGCAAAGGUGGUUCCACAUUGGAAAGGCUGUGCAUUGGCUACAAACAAUGAAGUAUGGAAAGAAAGCCCUCCAGAUAACUGUCCAAACCACCAUGAGCUGCUUGUCAAACAAGCUGCCUUAAACCUGUGUCGAUUGUCAUCAGUCUCAUUUUAUAUGUCACUGUGAAUAAACUAUGUGCUGGAAAGCAUUUUUUUUCUCCUGAUAAAAGCUAACAUAAAAGCUCAGCAAAUUAACUGAAGCAGGAUAUUCAUUUGCCCAGUGAGGCCUCAUCAGAUCAAUCUGGGCAGGUUGUCCAUAUGGUAAUGUCUGGAUUACUAGAAGAUUAAACCAGUAUCCAGUAUUGACCACAUGUCUGCAUAAAUAGCUUGUUCAUCUGAACAACUCAUUUUCAGUGCACCCAAAACAGGCAUUUCCAAAUUUCCAUCAUGAAUCUGACAUCC
This is a messenger RNA of Passer montanus (Eurasian tree sparrow), 1512 nucleotides long. RefSeq names its product retinal G protein coupled receptor (gene RGR). Gene Ontology annotation, cellular component: membrane. The record is from RefSeq and is a predicted model, not a curated record. Lineage: Eukaryota; Metazoa; Chordata; Aves; Passeriformes; Passeridae. Gene Ontology annotation, biological process: visual perception; G protein-coupled receptor signaling pathway; phototransduction. The coding region runs from base 97 to 984 and encodes 295 amino acids. Gene Ontology annotation, molecular function: G protein-coupled receptor activity. The transcript is spliced from 7 exons.